GUUUCGCUGUGGUAUAUUUUGUCAUUAUGAGAUGUCGUCUACCAGUGCUUCAUUUGUGCAAAUUAGAUUUGAUGACUUGCAGUUUUUUGAAAACUGCGGCGGAGGAAGUUUUGGGAGCGUCUAUCGAGCCCGAUGGAUUUCUCAGGACAAGGAAGUGGCUGUGAAGAAGCUGCUCAAAAUAGAAAAGGAGGCAGAAAUACUCAGCGUGCUCAGUCACAAAAACAUCAUUCAGUUCUAUGGAGCUGUCAUCGAACCUCCAAAUUACGGCAUAGUUACAGAGUAUGCUUCUGCUGGCUCACUGUUUGAUUACAUUAAUAGUAACAAAAGUGAAGAGAUGGAUAUGGAUCAUAUAAUGACCUGGGCAACUGACAUAGCUAAAGGCAUGCACUAUUUACACAUGGAAGCUCCAGUCAAAGUAAUCCACAGAGAUCUGAAGUCCAGGAACGUUGUUAUAGCUGCUGAUGGCGUGUUAAAGAUCUGUGAUUUUGGUGCCUCAAGGUUCCAUUCACAUACAACACACAUGUCGUUAGUUGGUACUUUUCCAUGGAUGGCCCCAGAAGUUAUUCAGAGUCUCCCAGUGUCGGAGACGUGUGACACGUACUCAUACGGAGUGGUUCUCUGGGAGAUGCUAACAAGGGAGGUCCCCUUUAAAGGCUUGGAAGGAUUACAAGUAGCUUGGCUUGUAGUGGAAAAAAACGAGAGAUUAACCAUUCCAAGCAGUUGUCCCAGAAGUUUUGCAGAACUGAUGCAUCAAUGUUGGGAAGCUGACUCAAAGAAAAGGCCAUCUUUCAAGCAGAUAAUUUCAAUUCUGGAAUCCAUGUCAAACGACAGCAACCUUCCAGACCAGUGCAAUUCAUUCCUGCAUAACAAGGCAGAGUGGAGAUGUGAAAUUGAGGCAACCUUAGAAAGACUAAAGAAACUGGAGCGUGAUCUGAGCUUUAAAGAGCAGGAACUAAAGGAACGGGAGCGACGUCUGAAGAUGUGGGAGCAGAAGUUAACUGAACAGUCCAAUACUCCUUUUCUCUUACCUCUUGCUGCAAGAAUGUCUGAGGAGUCUUACUUUGAAUCUAAAACAGAGGAGUCAAAGAGUGCAGAGAUGUCAUGUCAGAUCACAGCAACAAGUAACGGGGAGGUAGCUGGCAUGAACCAAAGUCUGAAGGCCUUGAUGAUGACGGGCUUUGGGGAUGUCUUCUCUCUGAACCAAGCAGGAUCUGUCCUGCGUUCUGGAAUGCAGAUAAACAUGCAAGCCAAAAAGAAUUCUUCUAAAACCACCUCUAUGAGAAAAGGAAAGAAAAUCAACAUGGCUUUGGGUUUCAGUGAAUUCGACUGGUCAGAUGACGAUGAUGAUGAUGAUGAUUUUGAUGACACAGAUGAUAGCAGCGAAUGAAAUCAGUUACAGAAUUAAAUUUGAAAUCGGUUUUAGCAAAGCAAAACAAUAAAGUUUGAGAACAAGAAUCCUGUCAGUUUGGUCUGUUCAAAUCCUGUAAAAGAAAAAAAGUGAGACACUUUCCAGGCCGAGCAUGUUUGUGUGUAGGAAGACAUUGUUCUUGUUUAGACUGCGUUGACUUAUUUCUAUUUUGAUGAAAUUUGGUACUAAACUUCCAAAGUAAUUGAGAUUACUAUUAAGAAAUAUGAUUAUGUCUGUAAUUCUUGAUGCCUGAUUACAGAAACUAUGGCUUGAUAAACUUAAGAACUGAAAACACUGGGGGAAACUUCAAUGCCUUUAAUGCAAUUAAUGUACUGCAAAUUUUUCUGGGUUUUUUUGUUGUUGUUGCUUGUCACUAUCUUUACCCCUUUAAUUGUCAAUCAUAUGAUACACUUGUGCUUUCAGAUUUGCUGUUCUCCGCAAUCCAAUCUUUCUCACUGUUGCAGUGAAGGGGUUUGCUGUGUUUCUAUUUUAAAGCUUUUUCAAGGUGAGGUUGUGGGAAGUCACAAAUACGUUUCUAGGAAAAGAGAAGCUUAGCUGAGAGAAAUAAAAGGGUAAGCUAAAUAUACAGUUUAAAAACCAAGUAGCAGCAGAAUCCAGAUAAUCCCUAUUAGUAGAUGGUUUGUAUAAAUGCUUUUCCCCUUGCGUGUGUGUGCAUGUGUAUAUAAUUCACUCUAGCAAAGUGAAUCGCAAUCAGACUUCUGCAUCCAUUAUCAGAUAUUGUGAUCUAGAAGCUAAUUUUCAGUUAUGUUGAUGUAAAUUCAGGAAGCCUCGUUAACUUUGAUGUACUUACUCUGGUACCUGAGAGUAAAAAUGGGUGUUAGCAAAUUUUGAUUCUGUUGCUUCUCUUAAGGCACGUGUGCUAUCCUUACAAAAGGACAAGGAAAAGUCAUGGUGACAUUUCAGCUUGGACCCUGCUUCCGUGGCUUGUGUGAAAUUCUCAGUGGUGGCAGCAAUAUGAGGAAUAUUUACAGUCCCUGAGUAUGUGGGGUUUUUUUUCAGCUAAAUCACUUCUAAAGCAUUGCCACUACUGUUAUGACUUUCCAUAAAACUCGGCAUGUAACAAUCUGCUGCAAUAAUUGCCUGCCAGGCACUUGUGUUGAGAGCAGUGAGUAUUUUUCUCCUGAUGACCCCUUUAGCAGUAAUGCAGGAGGAGGGAGGGAAACCAGCACAAACACGAAUGCAGGUUAGAAAGGAAGCUGAUGUAAAAUAUUUGCCCAAGGAAGAAGGACAGCAUUUUAAAAGAGAAAUGUUACUGUCUUGUUCAGCUACAGUGGGAAAUUCCAUAAGGAAUACAGUCAAAAUUCCAUUCUCUGUUACUGGAGGGGUUUCUUUUAUGAAAACUUCUGGUUUUGAGCGGCUUCUUUAAUUAUAGGCUUGUCUGUUACACAGCUCUAACCUAUGUAUUAUAUGAGCAUUUUUGUAGAUUGCUUAGAGAAAAAUGGAUACAUUAGAUAACAGCAGGCCUGAAAUCAUUGCAUGUUCAGACAACAAAAGAGAAAGUUCUUUGAAGGAGUUUUCCCAGAGUGAUGAGUGGGGCACUUCUUUGCGAUGUGAGACAGAAUUGUUUUAUUCUGAAACGCCAGCACUGGUCUGGUAGCCUGCGAGGCAGUGAGUGCUUCAGCCGGAGCUGGCAUGCUCCACUCAGUUUUCACCAGUCUUGGCCCUCCAGAAUGCUUCCUUUCAAGUAGGAUAUCAUUCCUCAUUCCCCUUCUUCCUAACAGUUGCAGGUUCAUUGGCUUGAAGAUAACCCUCAAGUAUCAGGAGGCUAUUUCAUGUCUGAAUUGUAAUAUACAUGAUGUGAUAAGCUUACUCCAUAUCCUGGAGGCAACAUGCUCUUUAGACACAGGUAGGGAUGGCAUUUUAGGUCCAUCAAAGCAAUCUGACUUUAGAGAGAAGAGAUGCUGAAAGAAUAAACUGGAAAUAAGAACAAAUAGGCUAUUUCCAGUGCAGAUUUGCACUCUUUCUAUAAGUUUAUGUCUGCUAACACCCAGAGCAGUUAUAUUAUUUUUUUUAACUUCCACAUUGCACACAGGAAAAUUUGACCUAAUGUGUACACUUAAGAUGUGUGUUGUUGCACGUAGAUUAUUGUACCACAUAUGCAGUGUUGUACAGCUUUAACUGAAAACAAAAUUUCAUUCAGUUUGAUUAGCGUUCAGAAAUUACUUGUCCCUAGCACUGAUGUUUUGCACUUUUUUUAGGAUCUGACACUCUCAGAGCACUUUAUACAUAUUUAUAUUUGUGUAAGUUUUAAUUGAAUUUUUUACAUUCACUCCUUAGUGUUUACAGAAUUAAAAAUAGUCCUUGAGUAGUACACUACAGGAAUUCUUAGUUAAAAAAUACCCAAAUUUGGGUCUCUUUUCAAAUUUUUAUACUUACCACCCAUGUGUGUGUCUUAUUUCAGCAGAAUAUUAUCAGAAUUUGGUAACAUGCCCCUAGGAGUUUUGGCUAUUUAUUUAGUUCCAGUUCUUUUAUGGGGAAAAGAAAUAGAAAGAAAAAAAGAUUUUAUUCUUUACCUUGUACACACUUUGCUUCUCAAAGCAAGUUUAGCUGUAUUAAGAAAAAAUUUAGACUCUCUUAAAACAACUUGCUUCAUGCUUAAAGUAGCAAAGAUCUCUGAAUUGUAAAGAAAGUUAAGAUAUGACAGAUAACAUAUGAUAGGCUCUGUUGGUGCAGUUCUAUCAUCACAGUAUUAUACUUAGGAUAUUGGCUAUGCUUAUAAGAAAGAAACGAUACUGAUUGAAUUUUUACUUUCUGUGAUGGCUUUCGUAACAGAUGUCUGCAGUUUACAAGCCAAAAAUUGCAUGUGAGAAUCAGCUUGUUGUUUCUGCCUCUGACAAUCUCCUAGCUAGAUAAAGAUUUUGGAAGCAUCUCUGGUGGCAGGUGUGUUGUUUGGAGGAGAUCAUAAUAUUUUCAUCUUCCAGACCUGAUUUUGCUCUGCCGUGUAGUCUGGCCUGUUUUCUGCCUGUGUCAGCAGCACAGAAGUCCACAGCCACUUGCUGUGCCAGCUUAGGAAAGCAUUUAUCAAACCCCAGAAGUAUUUCUCUGGCUACUCUGGGCUGUGAGCAAAAGCACCCAAAGCCUUCCCAUGCUUCACGCACCCCUAAGCACACUCAUCUCCAUCGGUCCUUUUGGGGUCCCAGAUUUCUCUGCCUUUCAUAAAGUUCUGCAGGUAUCUGCAGCAGAAUGGUUUUGCUGUACUUGACAGAGGGGAAAUGCAAGAACUGGGCCUCAGCUUCUCAUUUUCACCAGGCUGUUGUUCUGCCAACAUUUACUAGGGUGGCUCAAGAGAAGAAUGGUGAGGAUUGUCUGUUGGCUCGCUUGAAGAUACAGAAUGAGCUGGGACCAAGACAGGAUGUCCUAACUCCCAACUCUGUUUCUUUUCCUUCAGCGUUGGGAGAAAAAACAGGGGAGGAAUUAAUGGCGUAAAACUCUUAAUCUGGUCUUUUUUUGUGACUUGAUUUGACCAGUUUUGUGAUCACUAAUUCCUUGGAUGUAUGGGGUGUAGGUGGUGCAUCCCCAGCUGGCUGGAGGCCUGGCCUGGAGUUUGUCCCAUCUACCUAUGGAGGCUUUGGGGAGGUGAAGUCUGGAGUAGCUCCUUGUCUCACAGUCUUGUUUGACUUGUCGUUAUUGUUUGAGAAGUUCUGUUAGAUGUUGAUUCCCUCUCCUUCUAGAUGUUGAAACAGUUAUUAAGAAUUAAAUAUUUGUUAAAAUAACAAGUCAUUUUGCUCUCAGCAGUAUUAGUAAAUCUAUAGUGUGCAUACUGCUAUUCAGUAUGCAGCAGAGUCACCGUGUCUUUAAUACUGUAGUUUCUUUUUCUGUAAUCAGGCAGCUUUUACAGGUUUUCAAUAGGACCUCUAACUUGACAGAGGUUUUGACUACAGUCCUAUUUCAGGUAAAAAGAUAAGUUCAUUUAGUAAUUUUCACAGCCCUUAAAAUGCACUAGUAGGAAUCUGGAGGAGAAUCCUUUCUCCUUUUCCCCAGACUUCGACUUGGUGUAUACACUGUAAAAUCUGCACAGAGAUUUCUGAUGUGUGAAGAUUUAAUUUUGAAAAUGUAGAACCAACAACCUUCUUUAAACAUUUUGUAUUGUGUGCUAACUAUCCAUAUGCCUUUGAAAGUCAGAUAUAGUCCACUGCAUUUCUUGCUUUUGCACUACUGAAAAAGUUUUGUACUGAAUUAUAGAAAUUGAUGCCACUUACACUUCAGGUGUGAACGGAUGAAAUUUGGAUAGAAGAUAUUUUCAAAAUAAUCAUUCUCCCUUCUGAGAAAAUGGUGAGCACAGUGCCUGUGCCAAGACUCUUGUGCUGUAAACUGAAUAUAUAAUUUGUGUGGAACAUGCAAUGUUACACUUCUGUGUGGUAAAACCUUGCAGCGUCAGUUACUCUCUUUAUUGCACUUGACAUAUGAUGUCUUGUUUUAUUCACACUGUGGAUUUGAUUUUCCAGUGUAAAAACAUAGCAUACAACCAAAAAGAAACCAUGCAAUGUAUUCAAUUUCCUCAAUUGGUGUCAUGAACUUUCUAUUGAUGUGAACUUUUUCCUUUGCUUCUCUUUGUUCCAAACUCUAUUUUGCAAUAAACAUUUUGACAGUAAAUUUUA
Messenger RNA from Tympanuchus pallidicinctus (lesser prairie-chicken), 6027 nucleotides. RefSeq names its product mitogen-activated protein kinase kinase kinase 20 (gene MAP3K20). Gene Ontology annotation, cellular component: cytoplasm. Bases 32 to 1387 code for a protein of 451 amino acids. The record is from RefSeq and is a predicted model, not a curated record. Gene Ontology annotation, biological process: protein phosphorylation. Lineage: Eukaryota; Metazoa; Chordata; Aves; Galliformes; Phasianidae. Gene Ontology annotation, molecular function: protein kinase activity; protein binding; ATP binding. The transcript has 11 exons.